AUGAAUGAACAACAAACAUUUCUCAUGACUACUACAAAUUCUGACGUCGCUACUGAUGAUGGUGAUGCCGCUGCUAUUGAUACAUUGAAUGUUGUCAACAAUAAUUAUUCACCACACAAUUCAUUUACAAAUCAUACUGAGCAAGAAAAGAAAUUUGGACAUGAAUUGGAUAAUGAAAUUAAUAACAAUAGUCUUCAAGAUGAUGAACAAUAUCAUCAUCAUCAUCAUCAUCAUAUGCAAGAUAUGAUAAUUGAUCAGAAUGAUGUUGAUAAUGUGACUGAAGAUACUGAUGAUCAAGAAUAUCAGGAUGAUAUUAAUCAAUCGAAUAAAAUGGAUACAAUGCAUUUUAAUUUCUCACUUUCUAAUCCAAAUGAUUCUGAUGAUUCAUUGAAACAAUUGACAAACAUAAGUAAAGAUAUUGGCAAAUCAGUUUAUUCCAAAUCCAAUAAUAAUGACGACAAAAGACCAAGAAAAUUUGUAUGUCGUUAUUGUAAUAAAGCAUUUAGUUUAAUGAAUGUUCUCAAAGUUCAUGAAAGAAUACAUACUGGAGAAAAGCCAUAUGUUUGUGAAAUAUGUAAUAAAGCAUUUAACCAAAGUGGUUCAUUGAAUCGUCAUAAGAAUACUCAUUCUAAGCGUAGCAGUGAUAAUCGUAGUUAUUCGUGUCGAUUUUGUCCACGUCAAUUUCUUCAUUCUAGUCAAUUACAAGAUCAUGAAACAGUAGAGCAUAGUAUGGAAAUGAAUAUAUCGAUUACAAAAUCAAAUGAUACCAGAGUUAUUGAUUAUGCUGUAACAUUAGCAACAUCUUUACCAACUAUGACAGCAGCCAUAACAACAACAGAAGGAAUAACAGAUGACUGCAAUAUAUUGAAACAAAAUCAUUUAUCAAGUCAACUACUUUAUAGUAAAUCACUAAGUAAUAAUACUCCGAAAUUUUCGUCUUCGGAGCCUAACAAGCAUAAUAAAAACUUUGACAAAAAUAAUAAUAACAUCCUUAAUAACAACAUAGAUAGUAGUGAUUUAGACAAUCCUAAUCCAAUGUCAAUUUUGAAUUCUGCACAAAAUCAUUUUGAACGUAAUGUUAAAAUUCCUGGCGCAUCAAAUAAAUUUCCAUUUCCUUAUGGUUUAAAUUUGAUUAGUAAAUUUUUAUCUCCUGGUUCAGCAGAUGAAUUUAUUAAGUCAUUAGAUGAUAAUGUGAAUGGACAAUUGAGUCAUUUACCGAUAGCAACAACAAUUACAACAACAACGUCUUCAACAAUUGGUGUUACUGCAACCAAUACAGCUUCUGAUAUAAAUGUCCCAAAGAUUCAUAACCCCAUUAAUAAAGGAAUCAUUAAACAGGACUUUUUAGACAGUACAAGCACAUUCACUUGUACAUUAUGUUCAGCAAAUUUAUCAUCAAAGACCGAAUUAGAUUUACAUUGGGGUCAACAUUUUAUACAACAAAUGGAAGCUCAACUUGGUCCCAUAUCAAACAGUUUACUACCAUCAUCUUCGCUUUCAAAUCCACUUGGUGCAUUUCAUCUCAACUCAAAUACAUCUUUCAAUGGUCUUAAUUCAAAUUUGCCAUAUUCACAUAAUACUUUAAAAUCUAUUGAACAAACAGAUAUAAAUAAAAUUCUGCCAGAAAAUUUGAAUAAAACAUAUCCAUUUGAUAAUCGUUUAUCUAAUACAUCUAUGGAUAAUAUGUCACUAUUGAAUUCAGCUGAUAUUAAUUCAGCAGCAGCUGCUGCUGCCGCUUCUGCAGCUAUUGUAACAGCAUUAAGUCAAUUUUUGUUGGUUAAUACACCUGGACAGCCAUUACCAAACCCAACAUUGUUAGCUGCAACAGCCGCACUUACAAAUCCUGAAUUAUUAAGCACUCUUUUGAACACACUACCGUCUGAAAUUACUAGUACUAAUACUACUAAUAAUACUACUACUACAAACACUAUUGGUAAUAAUAAUAAUAAUAAUGAUAAAACACCAGCUGUUCCAACCAACGUAAACGAACUUAGUCCUAAUCACUUUACUAAACUAUUGAAUAGUUUAACUAAUAUAAAUAAUAGUUUAAAUUUUCCACAUGGUGCAACACUUUCCAAUGAUAUUGUUCAAAAGCUACUUGAUAUCGAUACUACUUCAUUUGGACUAAAAGAUCAUGCCUUGAAUUUUAUUAUAAAUAAGACAUGUAAUAUAUCUCCUGAUUCAUUGAACAGAUCUCCAACGUCUUCCUCAUCUGUAUCGUCAUCGUCAAUAUCACCGUUGGCUAUCACAUCAAUAACAACACUGGCGACAACAACUAUGACAACACCAAUAACUCAUAAUUAUUCUUCAUUGAAUCAUUUAAAUCAAAAACCGCCAUCAUCAAUAUCUACACAUUCAAUAUGGCCGUGUAAUUUAGAAUUAGAUUUUACAAAUCAUUCCAUUAUUAAUCCGCUACAAUCGAAUCGUGCAUUAAAUCAAUUAUUUACAGAAUUAGAUUCAAAUCUACCAAUGAAUAUGACAGCAACAACAAAUUCAUUUGAUCAACAAUUUUUAUCAACAUGUAAACAUAAUUACAUAACAGACAAUUCAUAUAAAUUAAACAAUUCACGUCAUCUAAGUGUUGACAGUGAGAAUUAUUCCAGUGAUCUUGAAGGUGGAGGUGAAGGAAGUAUCGGUGGUGGUGGCGGUGGUGGUGGUGGUGGAGGCAGAGGUGGAGGUGGAGGUGGAAAUUUAACUGAUUCCACAUUAAGUGGUAGUUUCAAUGCACCGAAAAGAAAGCGUUCUAAUUCACCAAAUAAUUCAACUGAUAAUAAAUCACGUAAAUGUAAUUUUUGUAAUAAACAAUUUAAUUGUACAAGUGCCUUAAGAAUACAUUAUCGAAAACAUUCAGGUGAACGUCCAUAUAUAUGCCGACAUUGUGGUAAAGCUUUCUCACAAAAUGGUACAUUAAAACGACAUUCACAAACAUGUAAAGCUGCUUAUAAUAAAACUAACAAUAAUCUUUGUAAUUCUGCCAAUAAUUCCAAUGAGAAUCGUGAUGGUCAUUUCGAUCAAACAUUCCCCAUAUCUAAUUCUACUACUUCGUCUACUUCUACUCCUACUAUUACACCUACUAAUUAUCAAUCAUCAGUAAUUAUGAAUACCAUGAAUAAUAUCACUGAUCCAGUUAAUAAUUUGAAACCAUCGAAUUUUUCCACAAUAUUAUGUGAUCCAAUUGAUGGAUUAUCGGAUUCUGAAAAUCAACUCAAUUUAUCACAGUCAAUGAGUGGUAAUAUCCAUCAUUUAAGAACUUCUACUACUACUACCACUGCUACUACAACUACCACUUCACCUACUACAGUCAACACUAUUCAUGAUACUAUGACCAUUGUAGAAAAGAACAAGACUAAUAUAAAUCAACUAACGAAUUCAUAUAAUUAUUCUGAUCAAACUGAAAAACAAUUACAUAAUUCGGAAGAAACAAAAAUUUGGGAAAAUAGUAAUAUCAAAUUUGAUGAAGAAAAUUGUUUACUUUUGAAUAAGACAACACUUUCAUCAAUUGUAACAACAGGACAAGAAAGUGACAUUUCCGAUCAUUUAAAAAAGCAACAACAACAAAUUGUAAAUGUCGGUUCAACAUUCAAUACUGAAAAUCAGUCAACCACACAUUGGUCAAAUUUCGAUUGGACAAAAUUAACUAAUCAUGAAAUUAAAUUAUUGUUAGAGAAAUUACAUUCACUCGGUAAACUAUACGGUUGUAUUGAUUGCCAAACGUUUUAUUUGGAUAAGAAUAUGGCAAAUUAUCAUUCGAGUAAUAUGCAUGGUAAUUUCAACGAUCAAUCAUCAUCAUCAUCAUCAGUAGGCAAUUGUAAUAAAAAAUUUGAAUGUUUUCUAUGCGGUGUAGAUUUAAAUAAUCCUUUAUUAUUUUUGGAACAUUUUACACAUUGUUUAUCAUUGAAAAAAUAUAAUGGAAUAGAUUUACUGAUGACACCAACUACUACUGAGCCAUCAAUUAUUCAAUCUGAUAAUAAAACCAUUAAUGAUAAUAAUAAUAACAGUAAUAAUAAUAAUGACGAAAAGUGUAAUGAAUUGACUGAAUAUGAAGAUGAAGGCGUCAGUGAACAAUUAUUGAAUGAAACAAUACAAACUACAAAAGAUACUACUUCACAAGAAUCACAUACUGUUAAAUUAAUUACAGACAAUACUAGUGAUAAUGAUAAUAUUGAUCAUGAUCCUAUAUCGAUAAAUGUAAAAGAUCAAACAGAGAUACAAGUGAAUGGUUAUUGUAUGGAAGAUAUAAAACAAGAACAUGAACAGUGUGAUGAUAUGCAUACAUCAUCACCAUGUAGUGUAGUAUUCUCUGAUUCUGUUGAUUAA
Schistosoma turkestanicum is the source of this 4317-nucleotide messenger RNA. NCBI's taxonomy places the organism in Eukaryota, Metazoa, Platyhelminthes, Trematoda, Strigeidida, Schistosomatidae. The record is from the annotation of a GenBank genome assembly.